GAUGCUCAGCCUGUUGCCCCAUAUGACAGGUGAAGAGGUCGAUGAGGUGGUACAAAGUUUUUAUGUUGAUGAUUUGGUUCUGGCAGGAACGACAAACAAUGAUGUAGUUAAGAGAGCAAUACAUCAAGAUGGAAGGGUAGAUGUCCCUGCUGAGGGAAUAUUGGGAUUGAAGAAAUUAGGAGAAAUAGCGAAAUUAAGGGCAACAGAUAGAGUUUUAGGAAUGGCGCUAUUGUCAGUUAGCAACAUCUUGAAAUACAAACAGCGGGAGCAGGACAAUAGGGAUGUUCAAUCAGUGGUUUGUUGCGCAAAAGAUUGCACUUAUACAGACUGGUCUGAAUGGUCAAAAUGCGACGAUCUAUGCAGCGGGACACAAGAAAAGGAGCGGAGGAGAGAGAUCAAAGCUAAGGCAGUUUGUGGUGGAAAAGACUGCAAAGAACGUUUAAGAGAGAAGAAGAAUUGUAAUUCUGAAUUUAGCUUUCCUUGUUGGCCUGGAAGACCAGCUUACUUUUGUAAAUGUUCCAAGGGAUUUACGCAAGUGAACGGUAGAUGUAAAAUGAUCAAGUCCGAAAGAACGACGGUAAAAGUCCACUCAUUUAUGUCUAUUCUACGUUUAAGAGAGAUGGAUAUUGUAGAACAACUGGACAAAAAAAUCAAUAAUAUUCAAUACGUAAAUGGCAAUUUAAUUGAUAUUACCUAUAAAUACAAUCUAAGUAUGAAUCUAACUGUAAAAGAAACCAAUCAUUUUCUUAUUGAAAGUGGUAUAUAUUCUUAUAAAUUUGGCCUUGUUGACCUUCAAACAUCAAUGUAUAUUAAGAAUGUUAAUGCAGAUGAAAUUCGUGCAAACGUUUCAUUCCUUACUGACAAUUGUUCAACAAGAGUUUUCUCAAGAGAUAAUCCGUAUUCUGGAUAUAUAGUUUGUCAGAAGAGAUAUGCAAAACCGGAAAUAAUUCAUGGUGAAAAACUGUGUUUUCUGAUAAUAUUGAAGCUGGGUGGAAAGUUAACCAUAGACGCCGACUUACUACCUCCAUCCAAGAUUGUUGGUACUCAUUCUUGCUAUUUUGGACCUAUUGAAGAAUCAAUUGAAAGGUGUAUAACGUUUGACCUACUCCCUCCAAAACAUUGUUCAACUUUUAAAAAACAACCAAUUAGUUGUCAAAAAGAACCGAUAAAGAUAAAUUGCGACGACGUUAACGAAUUAAAAACUCUCACAGUUUUAUUCUCUGGUUGGAAUGACACAUUAUCGAUGAUUAAAAGUUUUACGGCAAGUAUCUACUCUCUACACGUAAUUGAAGGUAAUUACGAAAGAAAAGAGAUAAUAGAUUCUAUGGAUUCGUAUUCACCAAACGAUACUGAAAUGUCUUUAAAAUUUUCGGAUAAUGGAGGAUUUUUCGAAGUUGAACUACAAGCAUUCGACAACGCUUUAAAUGUGGAAAAGACCAGUAGACUUAUUGAAAUAUUAAAAGAUGGAAAUGAAUAUAAAUGUCAUACAUUUCUUCUAAAAAGUCUUUAA
Messenger RNA from Dimorphilus gyrociliatus, 1510 nucleotides. NCBI's taxonomy places the organism in Eukaryota, Metazoa, Annelida, Polychaeta, Dinophilidae. The record is from the annotation of a GenBank genome assembly.